Messenger RNA from Schistosoma haematobium, 3237 nucleotides. RefSeq lists its product as uncharacterized. Bases 716 to 1096 code for a protein of 126 amino acids. The record is from RefSeq and is a predicted model, not a curated record. The transcript has a single exon. Lineage: Eukaryota; Metazoa; Platyhelminthes; Trematoda; Strigeidida; Schistosomatidae.
AUCCAAUAGUUUAUAGUUUUAACUUGAAUCCGUUUUCGAUAUUUUACCACCAUCGUUUAUUCUUAUUAAUGACAAUACUUCCUAAUUGUCUAACUAUGAUCAGUUCAUAGUGUAAACUACGAACAACAAGUAUGUGUUAAAGAUAUGCACUAUUUAAGCGGCUAAGCGAAAAAGAUUGGUUUUGCUAAAGUCACCCAUUGGUGACAUCAAAAUGUUUAGUCAUUGAUAAUUCAUUUAUUGCGAUGUAUUAGUUUGAUUAGUUUCAUCAAAGUGAACGGAACUAUUUUUGUCAAGUUAGAUUAAUUCAUUUCAUGUAGAAGGAAUAAAUAUUCAACUUCAUCCAACAAACAUAUGAACAAAAUAAAUAUAAGAUCCAACCUAACAAAUGUUUCGAAGAAGGUUACUUAUAUUGACAUUAUCAUCCCAAAAUCAUACUACCAAUAAAAUAAUAAUAAUAAAAAGGUUAAGAAAGGGUUUUCAAAAACAACUUUACUACAAUCAAAUGGAAUACAGUUGUCGGAUAACCAAAACCAUUGAAGAUAGGUUGCUUGACCUCGUUACAUCCACUAAUGUUUAGUAAUUCAACUGCUCCUGGGGAGACAAUUAUACAAGACGUAUAAUUCGGCGAGUCUGUUAUUGUACGACAGAACAUUAUCUGUCUUGGUUGAGCAAAGAAAAGUUGUGUGUGAUUAACAGUAUUAUUCUCGUUCAGUUGAUGGACACAGGAUAUCAAGUCAACUUGGAUGAAGUUUUUAAAAUUAUGCAACGUGUUACAUCAAAUUUACUGCAUGUUUUAAUGGUUUGUCUUUUGCGUACUACUGAAGCUAAAGAAAUCCAUAUUCAUAAAUAUAUACUUCAUACUGAAAAGAUGUUUACACUGCCCCUCUCUACCUUGGUUAUCGAUACGGAAAUGAGUUUUAUCUUAACUUUGACGAAACCUAUUCUUUCGACAAAGAACUCGAAAAGUUUUUUUUAUUUCGAAGAGAGCAAGAAUAAUGGAUCGAGCACAAUAAAAUCGAUUACUUAUAAUACUUUAGGUUUUCAUCAGCUGCUUGCAACCAAUACUAUUUUAAAGGCAAAAUUAUCAUCAACCUAACAUGCUAAUAACAGUGUGAUUGGUUAGGCGUGAAUAUGUAUCAUCAUGGUGAAGCAGCAAUUCAAAUAAAUGUAAUGGGAUUAAAGGGAUAUAUAUUUUCAUGCCAAUAUCCUUCACUUGACCAUCACAAAACGUUUAAAAACUGACUUAUUAAAUAAUUUGUAAUCUGAAAGUCAUGCAAUUGCGUUAUAAGCAGAGAUGGAUAGUAUCUAGAGGUGAAAUUCAUGACGCCCGUCUCACCCUAUUUGGGACUCGUCAGCUGGAUGUGUCUGCAUUCCAGAGUUAAUUUUCAGUCCGAGACUCGCCACCGCAUUAACCAUUUAGCUACUGCAUUCUGAUAGCCACUAGCUUGUGCAAUGGGGUGAAGUUUAAUUCAUUUUUGUAUUGGUUGUUUGAAUCUUCCCUUACGAUGUUUAGGACUGUAAUUGAUCAGUCUCUUAUUGGCAUAUGUGAAUCCUGUACAGAUUGCCUCGAUAUCACCUUAGAUGACAAGCAUUAUAAACAGAGAUGGAUGGUGGCUAGCAGUGGAUUCCACUGUCAGCUACUAUCCGUAUGUGCUUAUAACGCAAUUGAAUAGUUUCCAGAUUACAAUUAUGUGUUUUUAAUUUUUACAAAUAAUUACUUUGAUUACUAUAAUCCUUAUUCCAAUUAAUUAGUCCAUUACUCAAUAGUAUUUUCAUAGUCACUAUCAAACUGUACAAUUGUAAUGUUACAUCAAUGCUUAGGCAGUACUAUUUUAUUACUGUAAAUGUAGAAUUUAGCUGUUUCCUUUACCUUGUAUAAUCAUUGAUGAUUGCUUCAUAAAUAUAACAAAUACGUGAUGAAGCUUUUCAAAUUUGGCUAAACCUUUCCAGCUGAUCAGUUAUAUUUUACCAUGAUUAACACUAGAUCUGAUGACAGUUAGUUUAAAACAAUUUAUUAGAUUCCUGUUAGCAGUUCAUUUUCAUUGAUCAUGUUAACAACAGCUUUUUCAUUAUUUAGGGUUCGUUUGAUCCAGGUACAUUUCAGAUAAAUUUUCAAUGCUCACAUAGUGCGAUGGUGAAGAUUUGUAGCUCCGGUGGAUGAUUUUGAUGGACUUUUGUUCUCUAUAGAAGUCUAAAUGAAGUUUGUGCUGGUGAUGUUGUUCAGAAGAAUGAUGAAAGCUCCACGACCAAACCAUCCAGUUCGGAGAACAAAACUCUAUCAAAAUGCCCACAUGUAUUAAAUGUUACAUUAGACGCAUGUUUUUCAGAGGAAAGCGAGAAGUGGAUAGCUAGCGAAGGCAUUUGAUUUUCAAGCAUUAUGUUACAUGAUCAAAAUCUGUCCCACUUAUCUCGGUUUAUCUGGUCAAGUAGGAUUAUAACCUUUCACAUUCAGUUUGUGACUGAAAGCUAGGUACACGAGUCUGUACCUAGUAAGUGAGUCAAGUCAGUAACUUUUAAAGUUUUUGAUCCUUUACUGCAUCUAAAAUUAAUUUAUUCUGAUAAAGAAAUGAUUUAGUUAAACUUCUGAUAUCCUAUUCAUGAUUCAAUGUUCGAUAAUUGACUAAUUUCAAAAUGGAUUUUCCGGAGUCCUGGUGAGAAGCCGUGACCAGUGGAAUCAAAUUCGUGUCAGAUAUGAAACAGUUAUCUUCCUCAGAUAAUAGAUGAAAAGUUGCCUAAGCUCAUGGAUCGAUUGAAGUUAGACAUUAACAGAUACAGGCUCACUCGUCUAGAGUUUAAGCGUUCGCACGCGAAACCGAAGGUCUUCGGUUUGACUCCCGCGUGCGGGAUCGUCAGUACAUACUGCUGGGAAGUCGCAUACUAGGACGAAACAGUCAUCCAGUACUUUCUAGGUUUUCACUAAUGAUCUAACUUAAAUCAACUCAUAAAUUUCACUAAUAAAUUACUACAAUCUUCACAAAUUUUCAUUCUACUAAAUGUAUCAUGUUUAAAUCUGACCAUUAUUUUAAUGAUUGUAUCGCUUAAUUUGCACUUGUAUUUUAUUUAUUUUGCUUUCUUCUCUCAUUAAAGUUCACUUAAUCUUAACUGAUGUACUUAAUUUGAUAUAAAUUAAAAGUUCACUAUAUAAAUAUACCUUAUUUUGAGAAGAAGAAAAAAGGACAAAAAAAGAAAAGAAACGAAGAAGAAGUUAUUUCACAUUUGUGCUUACAUUAAAUCAUA